This is a messenger RNA of Juglans regia (Persian walnut), 2381 nucleotides long. RefSeq lists its product as uncharacterized. Gene Ontology annotation, biological process: protein ubiquitination. The coding region runs from base 406 to 2154 and encodes 582 amino acids. The record is from RefSeq and is a predicted model, not a curated record. Gene Ontology annotation, molecular function: ubiquitin-protein transferase activity. NCBI's taxonomy places the organism in Eukaryota, Viridiplantae, Streptophyta, Magnoliopsida, Fagales, Juglandaceae. The transcript is spliced from 12 exons.
CAGAGGUCGAGAAAAGGAGCAGACAGAAAAGCAGCAGCAGCAGCACGCUCCUCCUACUCACUCUCUUCUUUACGUUCCAAUGUUGUUGCCCAGCUAAUUCAAAACAGAACUUCUCAAAACCCUAAACAAAAUUAUCCUGCUUUUUCAUAUCUACACAUACACACUUAAAACAACACUGCAAGAUCAAUUUAAAGGACCUCAAAACUUGUGUCUUUUGUUCUUACACACACUGUGAAGCUAUGCGACAACGAUUAUUUUUGGUCAGGCAAUGAAGCAUUGCAAAAAUUAUCCUGAAAAUGAUUCCUUCAAAACCCUAAUCCAACGCCUUUCUUUUCUAAAUUUUUCUUGGGUUUUGCUCCACAUAUCCAUACAGACCAAAACAGUUCAGUGUUUUCAGAAUGAUUGAUGGUUGCGACGGUGAUGCAGCAGCAGCAGCAGCAGCAGACUUCUGCAGUGGCAUCGCAGCCAAUAAAUUCCCAAUCCUCCCUUAGAUCACCCCCAUCCGCAGCCACUGCGAACCCCAAGCAACCCCCCCUCUCUCUUGCACCUGGUCCCACUCCCCAACGCGAGCAGCCGGUAGAUCAUGCUUUGGUGCCAAUUGCGGCGGCGCUCCGGUCGGGCGAGCCGAUGGCCUUGAUGUCGUGCCCACUGGCGAGGGUCCGGCUCUCGGAUAUAGUCCCGUACGAGGGGGCCCCCAGCGGGCCCUAUGGAAGGGCGGUGGAGGCGCUGGCCGGGUCAUUGAUGAGGCACAAUGCAGCGGUGAUCGAAUUGGGGAGCGGAGAUGCGGCGCUCAUGCGGUGUGGCUUGGAAGCGGGCCGGUUGUACUUUAGGAGUAGGGCUCAGCAGAGUGUUGUUGGCAAGGGGAGCCGUGGGGUUUACAUGUACAGAGCUGGAAGGGCUUUGGAAGAUUGGGACUCAUCUCCCCCUUGCAUGGCUGAUGUUUUUAGGUGCAUGGGAAAGGCAGCUCGUGCUGCUAUAUGUGCAAUAGCAAGACAUCUUCGUUUGCGAAGCGAUGUUUUCAAUCAUUUGCUUGAUGAUACCCCAUUGCCAGCGAAUGAAGCGUCCUCAUCGGUGCUUGUUGUGACCUACUUAAAUGCUUCUUUGCAAAAUGGAAAGGGUGCUAUUGGAGGUGGGAAGCUGGGAACAAGUGGUGAAUUUGAGAAGGGAUUGGUGACAUUGAUUUCCUCAGACAGUCCUGGACUUCAGGUUUGUGAUCCCAAUGGUAGGUGGUACCUAGCAGAUGGUGGGUCAGCUCCAGGGGAUCUCUUACUGCUCACAGGCAAGGCCCUUAGCCAUGCUACUGCAGGCCUUCGUCCUGCUGCAUCAUAUAGAGCUGCUCCAGAUUAUUUGUCAGGCACUAGUGGUAGUGGGAGGACAUCACUUGCGUUCAGGCUCAUGCCGCAGGGUAAUGCUAUAUUAGAUUGUUCUCCCAUCGCAUCUGCUGGUCACGUCAUUCCCCAAAGUUAUGUACCGAUAUCUGUAAGCCAGUUUAUGGAUGACCUCUCUGCCGAGGAAGAUGUAUUGGGCAGUUCUGAUAAUACUUAUGUAGCUCAGAACAAUUUGAAUAAGGAACUGUCAUUGAGAAGCGUUCUUUCAGAUCCCAUCUCUGGUACAUUUCUUGAAGAUGCCGUGGUUGUUUCCUGUGGACAUUCAUUCGGUGGCUUGACGCUGAGAAGAGUAAUUGAAACAUCAAGAUGUACCCUUUGCAGUGCAGAAAUUGAUUCUGGGUCUUUAGUCCCUAAUCUUGCUCUUAGAGCAGCAGCUGCAGCAGUGAAGAAUGAGGAUGAUCGAAGACUAUUCCAUAAUGCUGCUCUACGGAAGCGUCGGAAAGAAAUGGGUGACCAAACGGAUUCAGUGAGAAGACCAAACAGGGAAAACGGAGAUGUUACUGCUGAUGAUGGGCUACAUCGCGGGGUGCAAUAUCCAUUUUCAGUAAAUGAGAAGGUGGUAAUUAAGGGAAACAGGAGGACACCAGAAAAAUUUGUUGGCAAGGAAGCGAUCAUCACAUCCCAGUGUCUCAAUGGUUGGUACUUGCUUAAGAUUCUUGGAACUGGGGAGAAUGUCCGUCUUCAGUAUCGUUCUCUUAGGAAGAUCUUGAAUACUCAAGUGAUCGAUGGCAGAUGUCCAUCUCAGCCCAUUCAGAACAGCAGCUGAUAAAAUUAGAAUGCAUCUUGGUAUAUACUCAGACCUCCAUAGUUCAUAACUUAAAAGAUCUCACCUUGUUCGGCUCCUAUAAGAAAAGAUACAAUACGAGUUCUUCUAGUUAUUGUAAUUGAUGCUAGUUUAUGUAGCCCGAGAAGAGGUAGUAGUCUGUAUGCUUUGGAUGCUAGAGUUCCUUACACCUGCAAAAAAAAAAAAAAAGGCUUGUAAAUUGAAAAAAA